This is a messenger RNA of Letharia columbiana, 1746 nucleotides long. RefSeq lists its product as uncharacterized. The coding region runs from base 1 to 1746 and encodes 581 amino acids. Gene Ontology annotation, molecular function: transmembrane transporter activity. Gene Ontology annotation, biological process: transmembrane transport. Lineage: Eukaryota; Fungi; Ascomycota; Lecanoromycetes; Lecanorales; Parmeliaceae. The record is from RefSeq and is a predicted model, not a curated record. The transcript is spliced from 4 exons.
AUGAGCCGUUCUAAAUACGGUCAAGGGCUCCAAUGCCUUAAUCAUGACAUUGCAGUCUCCUCGGACAUACAUGUGGAGGACAAGAGCUCGGAGAGCGCUCUGGAUCAAUCUGACAGCAUAGGUCCAGAUGGUAACUGCACACAUGAAUCGUCCGCGUCUUCCGCGGAAGACACCAGGAAAGUUGAUGACCGUAUCAAGAUCGAGGAGGAGGACAUACAUGGCAAGCCAGAUCACGAAGAGAGGAUCAUUGUGUCCUUCCCUGAUGGAGACCCUGAGAAUCCGUACAAUUGGCCUAUGAGGAAGAAAAUAUACAUCCUACUCGCGGGAAUCGUAGCAGUCAUCAACAGCACGCUGGGAUCCUCUCUGCCCAGCAACGCCAUCAACUACAUUGCCCCGUAUUUCCACGUCACCGACGAACAGCAACUCGUUCUUCCGAUAUCCCUGUUCUUGGUUGGAUAUGUACUUGGACCAUUGAUCUUCGGACCUCUCAGUGAGACAUAUGGAAGAAGAAUCAUCAUGCUGUCCAGCUUCGUGGUUUUCACACUCUUCACGAUGGCCUGUGCCUUGGCACCAAACUGGCCUGCAUUCCUGGUAUUCCGUCUCAUAUGUGGCAUCAAUGCUUCGAGUGCUAUAGCUGUGGUGGGAGGUCUAUACGCAGAUGUUUUUGGCAAUCCAGUCAUCAGAGGGCGAGCAAUGGCAAUUUUCAUGGCUGCCACGACGUGCGGUCCUAUGUUGGCUCCUCUAAUAUCAGGCUUUGUCUCCGUCGUCUCGUGGCGGUGGACGUUCUGGGUCGGCUUGAUAGUCGCUGGAGCCUCGCUCGCCUUCCUCAGUCUCCUCCCAGAGACCUACGGUCCAAUCAUCCUGAAGAAGAGAGCAAAUCGCAUGCGGAAGGAGUCUGCAAACCCUAAUAUAUUCGCAGCUAUCGAGCUCGAGAAGAAGGGCGCUCGACAAAUGAUGACUGUUACUCUCAUGCGACCAGUCCAUAUGAUCGUUUACGAAGCCAUCGUCCUGUUCACCUGCCUCUACCUUUCCAUCGCAUACGCUAUAUUCUACCUCUUCUUCGAGGCGUACCCGAUUAUUUUCGAGGGUCUUUACCACAUGAAUACUGGGGUAGCUGGUCUGGCUUUUCUACCCAUCAUGGUUGGGGCUGUCAUCGCCCUCGGCAUCUUCUUAUGGUACGAUACAAUUCUCCAACGAGCUAAGAAAGCCAAUGCGAACUGGGCUUCUAUCGAGGAGUAUCGUCGGCUACCGCUUGCCUGCUUGGGUGGCCCGCUCUAUGUCAUAUCGCUUUUCUGGUUGGGAUGGAGCGCUUCUCCUCACGUCCAUUGGAUCGUACCCAUGCUCGCAGGCGUGCCAUUCGGCAUGGGCUUUAUGCUCAUCUUCAUGGCACUACUCAACUACAUCACUGAUGCUUACGAGGUGUACGCUGCGAGUGGCAUGGCUGCAACGAGUUGCUGCCGUUCGAUAUUUGGAGCGGUACUGCCAUUGGCCGCGGCACCCAUGUACAAAUCACUGGGAGUUUCAUGGGCAAGCACUUUGCUUGGCUUCCUCAGUCUGGCUAUGUCUAUCAUACCUUUUGCCUUUAUCAAGUACGGCGAUCGAAUCCGAGAAAAUAGCAAGUUUUGUCAGGAGUUGAAGAAGAGAAAGGAGCAGAUAGCAAUGGAGAAUGGGAAGGACAAGGACAAGUCUGUUGGUCAUAGACACGCAGCUGGGCCGGAAGAGCUCGAGUCUGGCGAAAAGGAAUAG